AUGUGGGGGGAGAGCUCCCCCCACCCAGGGAGAGCAGCGGGCAGGGGUCAGCAGGCCAGAUUCCAUCUGUGUCUGCAGCGCCUCAAGGACUACCAGCGUCGUCUGGACCUGUCCCACCUGCGGCAGAGCAAUGACCCCAUGCUGAGUGAGUUCAAGAACCUGGAUAUCACCAAGAAGAAACUGGUGCAUGAAGGGCCCCUGACCUGGAGAGUGACCAAGGACAAGGCCGUGGAGGUGCACGUGCUUCUGCUGGACGACCUCCUGCUGCUGCUGCAGCGCCAGGACGAGAGGCUGCUGCUCAAGUCCCACAGCCGCACGCUGACCCCAACACCUGACGGCAAGACCAUGCUGCGGCCGGUGCUGCGCCUGACCUCGGCCAUGACCCGCGAGGUGGCCACUGGUGAGCUGGGGCUGGGGCUGGGCGGGCGGGGACCGGGUUGCU
Molecule: messenger RNA, 442 nt
Organism: Vombatus ursinus (common wombat)
Lineage: Eukaryota; Metazoa; Chordata; Mammalia; Diprotodontia; Vombatidae
Product: rho guanine nucleotide exchange factor 1-like
Exons: 3
Biological process (GO): G protein-coupled receptor signaling pathway
Cellular component (GO): cytoplasm
Molecular function (GO): G protein-coupled receptor binding; guanyl-nucleotide exchange factor activity
Source: RefSeq, a predicted model, not a curated record